GAACUGCAACUUCCAAUGAGCAUAGCAUGGCACAGAUUGAUCAGCUCAUCCCAGACGUGGCUGAGACAAAUCCUGUGGGCUCAGAAUAAGAAAAGAAAUAUUAAAUGCUGUGUGUCCCAUGUUUCCUCAGUUGCCUAUGUCUGGGGAGCUGGGGAUGGUGGUCAAUUGGGGACUGGUAACCAGAAGCACAGUCUAGUACCAAUCAGGCUUCCUCUUUUAGCUGAGGCUUCUCACAUUGCUUGUGGUUAUGGAUUCACAGUAGCAGUUGGAAAAGGAAUUCCCAGACCAUGGACUGUUGGCUUGAACACAUUUUCACAGCUUGGAAGAUCACAGAUGUGUGGUGAUUUGAAAAUUGAGUCUGUUCCAACCCCUGUUGAACUCUAUACAAAUCCACCUUUGUCAGAGCAAGUCCAACAGAUUUCUUGUGGAAGAUCGCAUUCAGCCAUGUUAUUGGACAAUGGAGAAGUCUGGACCUGGGGAGGAAAUUUCCAUGGACAGUGUGGAACUGGAAGCAAAGAAGCAAAAGUUAUUGAAAAAUUGAGCAAGAUACCUAAUGUUACAAGCAAGAUCAAACAGGUUACAUGUGGCUUGGACCACACCCUUCUAUUGUCUACUGACGGCACAGUGAUGUCCUGUGGAUGGGGGGCUGAUGGACAAACUGGCUUGAAUCAUUUUAAGGACGAGGCAACAUGUAAGGUCAUUGAAGGAGAACUGAAAGAUGUGAGGAUAAAACAAAUUGCAACUUCAGGAGAUUGCUGCUUGGCGCUGUCAGAUGAAGGUGAAAUAUUUUCAUGGGGAAACAAUGAAUAUGGACAGCUUGCUGUUGACGAGGAAGACGAACAAUUUACCGUCCCAAUAAGAGCAACUCUGCUGAGAAAUCUUCCACAGGUCCAACAGGUUGCUGCUGGAGGUUCAUUUUGUAUAGCUCUCACGGUCCCUGGAGAACUUUACAGUUGGGGAUAUGGGGUUCUUGGACACGGUAAAGAAGUUUCCUUUACAAAGACGCCAAGAAAAAUCGAGGAGUUCUCCAAAAUAGAUGACACUAUCUCAAGCUUGAUUUGUGGCCCUGAAAGCUGCGCUGUGUUAACAGAAUCAGGAAACCUGUACACCUGGGGUAGAGGGUCAUUUGGGAGACUGGGUCUUGGCUCCACACUCAAUCAAUGGACGCCUAAGCGGGUUGAAGUAUCAGGCAAAGUAAUGGAAGUGACUUGUGGCAUGGAUCACAUGGCAGCCAUAGUGGCAUUUAGCUAGUGUUACUUGUCACGUGGAGAGCGUGCGAGUUCUCGAAAAAGAAGACCAGUCGUGGGAGGGAAUGUGCUGGAACGUUAGGACAAAAAUCUUUUCGUGACUUGAAUCAGGUUGUCCCGCUGACAGUGAAGCGCAAGAAACGUACUGGUGGAAGUUUGAAAUAUUAAACUGGGCAUUUUUUCAAUUAAAAGUCAGGGAAGAUUUUCUGGAGGAUCAUCACUCGUAUCGGGUUUUUUUUUUUUUUAUUGCAGUUUUCUUACUUGCUUAACGGAAGAUAUGUAAGAUGUGUUUUAAAAAAUUAAAUGGAGACCACAGUA
Molecule: messenger RNA, 1565 nt
Organism: Stylophora pistillata
Lineage: Eukaryota; Metazoa; Cnidaria; Anthozoa; Scleractinia; Pocilloporidae
Product: RCC1-like G exchanging factor-like protein
Biological process (GO): positive regulation of mitochondrial translation
Cellular component (GO): mitochondrial inner membrane
Molecular function (GO): guanyl-nucleotide exchange factor activity; rRNA binding
Source: RefSeq, a predicted model, not a curated record